AUGUUCCGCAAGAAGGCAGGGAGGCGCUCGAGUCAUGGGAACUACCGCAAGUGGAGAAUUAGGCCUGGCCUCUCAGAGUCCGAGAUUCAACGCAUAGUUGAGGACUCUGAGAAGUAUGCCGAGCAGGACAAGGAGCGCAAGGCUGUCAUCGAGACUGCCAACCGCGCCGACAGCGUUGUGAACGACACCGAGAAGGCCCUCAACGAGUAUGCCGACAAGCUUGACAAGAGCGAGGCCGACCAGAUCCGCGAGAAGAUCACGUCUUUGCGGGAGUUGGUUGCCAAGGCCCAGUCCGGUGAGAUCACUGCGACCGCGGCCGAGAUCAAGGAGAAGACGGAUGAGCUCCAGGUGGCCAGCCUGAACCUGUUCGACAAGAUGCACAAGCCAGAGCACGGAGGGCACUGA
Messenger RNA from Chaetomium strumarium, 405 nucleotides. RefSeq lists its product as uncharacterized. The transcript has 3 exons. Bases 1 to 405 code for a protein of 134 amino acids. Gene Ontology annotation, molecular function: ATP binding; ATP-dependent protein folding chaperone. Lineage: Eukaryota; Fungi; Ascomycota; Sordariomycetes; Sordariales; Chaetomiaceae. The record is from RefSeq and is a predicted model, not a curated record.